GGUAGAGUUGCUCACUGCUUCAGGCUCACUGCCAGUAAAAGUGUUCCCAAAGCAGGAUGGUGAGGGUUGGAGUCAACGGAUUUGGCCGUAUCGGGCGUCUCGUAACCAGGGCUGCAUUUCAAACAGGCAAAGUAGAUAUUGUGGCCAUUAAUGAUCCUUUCAUUGAUAUAAACUACAUGGUUUAUCUGUUCAAAUAUGAUUCAACUCAUGGAAAAUUUCAAGGCUCUGUCAGAGCUGAUUAUGACAGGCUGGUGAUAAAUGGAAGAUCUAUUACUGUCUCCCAGGAAAAGGAUCCUGCCAAUAUCAGAUGGGGAAGUGUUGGUGUUGAAUAUGUCAUAGAAUCUACUGGUGUCUUCACCACCAUGGAGAAGGCUCAGGCUCACCUGAGGGGGGGCUGCAGACGAGUCAUCAUCUCUGCUCCUUCAGCUGAUGCCCCCAUGUUUGUGAUGGGAGUAAACCAUGAGACCUAUAAUAAUUCUUAUACAGUAGUUAGUAAUGCCUCAUGUACUACCAACUGUUUGGCCCCUCUAGCCAAGGUCAUCCAUGAAAACUUUGGCAUUGUAGAAGGACUCAUGACUACGAUCCAUGCCACUACUGCUACCCAGAAGACUGUAGAUGGCCCUAGUGGCAAAAACUGGCGUGAUGGCCGUGGAGCUGGCCAGAACAUCAUUCCUGCUGCCACGGGGGCUGCCAAGGCUGUGGGCAAAGUCAUCCCUGAACUUAAUGGCAAACUUACUGGCAUGGCCUUUCGAGUCCCUGUUCCUAAUGUGUCAGUUGUAGAUCUGACCUGCCGCCUGGAGAGACCUGCCACAUUUGAUGAUAUCAAGAGGCUUAUGAAACAAGCAUCUGAGGGACAUAUGAGAAAUAUCCUUGGCUACACAGAGGACCAAGUUGUAUCCACUGAUUUCAUUGGUGACGUCAACUCUUGCACUUUUGAUGCUGAAGCUAGUAUUGCCCUCAAUGAUUACUUUAUUAAACUCAUUGCCUGGUAUGAUAAUGAAUUCGGUUAUAGUAACCGUAUGUUGGAUCUCAUUGUCUAUAUGUCCUCCAGGGAAUAAUGCAGAGAAGCUGUGGAUCUUCAACAUUAAGCAGAAGUGUUCUGCAGCCUAGGUGUUCCUAUGCUAAAUUUACUUCGUUACAACAACAGUUCUCAUUCCAAGGUAGUUCCCCUUCACUUAAUAGAGGGGAGAAGCAUUGAGUCCUGUAUUCUUUACCAUCAAUAAAGUCAGCACUGUACCCACUA
Trichosurus vulpecula (common brushtail) is the source of this 1243-nucleotide messenger RNA. Its product is annotated as glyceraldehyde-3-phosphate dehydrogenase-like. Bases 57 to 1058 code for a protein of 333 amino acids. Gene Ontology annotation, biological process: glucose metabolic process. The transcript is spliced from 2 exons. The record is from RefSeq and is a predicted model, not a curated record. Lineage: Eukaryota; Metazoa; Chordata; Mammalia; Diprotodontia; Phalangeridae. Gene Ontology annotation, molecular function: NAD binding; oxidoreductase activity, acting on the aldehyde or oxo group of donors, NAD or NADP as acceptor; NADP binding.